Messenger RNA from Cicer arietinum (chickpea), 555 nucleotides. The record is from RefSeq and is a predicted model, not a curated record. Lineage: Eukaryota; Viridiplantae; Streptophyta; Magnoliopsida; Fabales; Fabaceae.
AUAAUUUUAUAACUUAUUGUGAUUUAAUUCUUUUAAUAUUUUAAUUUUUCAGUGGGUGCACGAGGAAGAGACGGCAAAAUCAUACGAAUUACACGGGACACUGAGACUUCUACAUCGACUCCGAUGAAUCCCCCAGAGAGGAUUCGACCGACAGCUUCAAGGAGAAGAAGAUGUAUGAUUAUUGAAGACGAUGAUGAGGGACAUAAUGAUCAGGGGGAGCCUUCUACAGUGCAUGAGGAAGAUGUGGUACAUGAGCAUAUGGUGCACGAGCAGGUGGAUGUACAUGAGCAGGAGGAGGCUGCACCUGCUCAUGAGGGAGAGCAUAUGGAGGAGGAACAUGAUGGACCUGAGGGACCUGGUGAGCUCACACGGUAUCCUGGAGGACCUUAUGAUUUGUCUGUCCUUACACGAUACCGUUAUCAUGUUUCAGCUAGACUAUGGUUUGGCGAGGAGCGACCAUUGCUGAAAAUUGUUGCGCAUGGGAAGAAAAUGCAACAAUUUACUCCGCCGGUACUUCCGCGACCCAUAGAGAAUUGGGUGAAUUUGUUCAUCUAA